GGUGGGAACUGAUGUGCGCGUUGCAUUGGGCUUUCAUUUGGUGGAUGGAAUCUGGACCGUCUAUUCAAUUCCGAUCGCAUCUGAAGGGGUCUCCUGGUGGUGCCAAGAAUCACGGUGCGUGGCUGUCACCGGUUUGAUCACGUGACAGCUUCCUUCUCUUUAAUCGGUCUUAUCUGCUAAUUUCACGGUCUCUGUUUCGUGAUGAACCGCGGACACACAAUCGAAGACAUUCGGCUGAAGGGUAAACAAGUAAUUACAAGCGAUUCGAUUUUUCUAGAAAACCUCCUCCUCCCGUUCACUGUGGUGACCCUAACCAUCUUUCGCCCCCAAACAAAAACAUCUCUUCACGCUCGGUUGCUCUGUCACCUGAUGCGCCACCGCUUUCUGCCAUCUGCUGGUUCGCUGCCCGCCAUUCAUCAAAAGACAUCUCCACUGGUUUCUCUUUGUUUGCGCCGGAGAUUCGAAGCCCUGGAGGAGGACCAGAGAAGACUAUACUGUUGCCCAAGGAAGUAUCGGUCGGUAAAUCCAGAUUCUAGGCUCGAUCUCCUCUGCCUUCUCUGUGAUCCUUGAGUUCGUUGGUCUAUGUCUCUUCUUCGUGGCGGUGAUUUUAUUUGUUCAUACGGCGGUGGCGGCCAGGGUGAACGUACUGAAGGCGGCGGCUAAGAUCAGGAAGGUCCCGGCGGCUGAAGUCCUCGCUUCCCUGGCAGUGAUCAAGAAGGAGAAGGCUGAGCCGCCAUCGUUUCUUGAAACCCUCGGGAGGGACACAAGUCAGGAAAUUGUUUCACUCGGAGGACUGAUUUUAAGGAAACUAAGCCGGAUUCUUGUUGCGGUUUCCUAUAUACAUGUAUAUUAAUCGUGGUACUGAGUUGAUGUCUGAUCAGAAUGGAUGUUCAUGCUACUGCAGGAACUUCUAUCUGUGGGAGGGAAGUCGGUGGUUGAUGACAAAUCUGCAUUGGUUCGAAUCAUUGGAGGGUCCAGGCAUCGAGAAUGCUACGAACAAGCAUAUUGCAGAAGGUUUCUUCUCCCACAUUGAACGAGAUGUGCUGCUUUGUCCCAUUUGACUGCAGCAUACAGAAAAGAUGGAAGAAACCAGUGGAUUCUGCACAAACUCGUCUGGAGAACAGAACAAGAGAUCUCAAGCUUGACAAGCUGAUGAAUCAGUUGAAGAAGCUAAGGUUGGUAAUGGGAGUUCAUGAGCUAAUGGCAAAACGUAGGGGUCACUACACAUCCGUUCAGCUCCUCUCUAGAUGGAAACACAUGGUUGGCUUGAAUACAGAAAUAGGUGACUUUCUUCACAAGUAUCCCCAUAUUUUUGAGACGUACAUUCACCCUGUUAAGAAGAAUCUUUGUUGCAAACUCAGUCGAAAGAUGAUCGAUUUGAUUGCGGAGGAAGCUAGGAUCAUCAGAGCAUCUGAAUUUACUGUUGUUCAGCGUUUGAGGAAGCUUCUGAUGAUGUCAACUCUUGGAACGUUGAACCUCCAUGCACUAUGGCUUUCAAGGAGGGAGUUGGGAUUGCCAGAUGAUUUCAGGGAUUCAGUGAUUCCAAAGUAUCCAGAUUGUUUUAGAGUUGAACUUCCUGAUACCUUGGUACUCAUCUCUCGAGAUGCAAGUUUGGCUGAAGCUGAGAUUGAGAAAUGGAGGGAGAAAGAGAACAGAGAGAAAUGGUUGGGUGAGCACGAAACCAAGUAUGCUUUUCCAAUUCAGUUUCCUACAGGUUUUAAGAUCGAAAAAGGAUCGAGAGAAAGGCUGAAGAACUGGCAGAUGCUUCCUUACACAAAGCCUUAUGAGAAGAAGCAUGUUAUCAGGAUUUGCAAUGUUCUGCGUUUUGAGAAAUGUGCUGUCGGUAUUCUUCAUGAAUUUCUGAGUUUGACAAUGGAGAAGAUGGUUGAGGUCGAAAGGUUGUCGCAUUACAGAAGAGAUUUUAGCAUGGAAGUUAAUGUGAGGGAGCUCAUUCUUAAGCACCCGGGCAUAUUUUACAUCUCCACCAAGGGGAGCACCCAAACUGUGUUUCUUAGAGAAGCUUACAGCAAAGGUUGUCUGAUUGAGCCCAACCCUGUUUAUGCAGUACGAAGGAAAAUGUUGGACCUGGUUUCGCUGGGAUGCAGAAAUACCAACCCGAAGCGACGACUGGAGCAACUUGAUGAGCGAUGCGACAAGCAAUAUAAUGGAGAUCUGGUUGCUCAGAUGGCAGAAUGUCAUGAUGAAGAACAUAUCAUGGAGGAUCUCUGCAGCAGCUGUCUUCACUCUGAUGAGGAAGAUGCAGAGUGAAACUUGGGUUCCUCGUUGACGCAUGGGCUAGGAGAACGUAAGGUAGUUUGAAGCUUCAAAAUAGCUUAUUCCCUGUGUGAUUUUGCUCUGUUUGCAAAACAUGAUUUAAUCAGUCCAACGGAGCUUACAAUUUUGCUUUUGAAGAGUAAGCCGAAGCAGUAAUAUAGUAUGAUCUUGUCAAUUUGAUUAGCGGACUGGAUAGCUUGUACCCAGUGUAUCAUAGGGUGGACGUCACAGCUCCAUGGAAAUAUACUCUGUUCGAUAUUUUUGAUCUUGUAGUCUCCUAUGUCUUUUUUUCUCUCUUCUUUUUCAUUUGAUUUUUUUGGUUCUUGUGUGUUUGUAUCUUGGCACAAUAGGCAAUCAUUCAUGUUCUUGCUUUGAGGAUGAAGGUUUAGUCAAUACUUGUGGGGAUUGUGAGGAGAAAAUGUUCAUAAUGAAGGAAAAUCAUUUAGAUAAAGAAGGAUCGUCCAAGUUUUCAA
This is a messenger RNA of Musa acuminata subsp. malaccensis (wild Malaysian banana), 2747 nucleotides long. NCBI's taxonomy places the organism in Eukaryota, Viridiplantae, Streptophyta, Magnoliopsida, Zingiberales, Musaceae. The record is from RefSeq and is a predicted model, not a curated record.